Messenger RNA from Nicotiana tabacum (common tobacco), 1490 nucleotides. RefSeq names its product protein PLANT CADMIUM RESISTANCE 11. The record is from RefSeq and is a predicted model, not a curated record. Lineage: Eukaryota; Viridiplantae; Streptophyta; Magnoliopsida; Solanales; Solanaceae.
AUCCAGCCACGAUAUCCUCCUCCCAAUAAAUUAACUCAACAGAUUAUGCUCCACAUCGAUCCUCAUUACCAAAUAUAUAACUCUGUUUCAAUCCCUAAUAAUUGUUAUUGGUAUUACAUAACUCAUCUAUAUCUAUUCCGUUAUAUUCGGACCAAAACUGCUCCUCAAUCCAGAAUACUAAUUCCGUUGAUUAUAUAAAUCUGCUAUAAGGAGAGGUGCAGUUGAAGGAGCAAUUUUGGAAGAAAAUGGAUGUGAUGGAAAAGAGAGAAGUGGAUGAAGAGGGAGAGAGGUUGUUGGAAGGGGUGAGGGUGGUGGAUUUUGAUAUGUUGUGUUCAACGGUGGCACUACAGGCACAAAAGGGACAGUGGGUGAAGUUGAAUUUGAAUAAUGGGGAUGAGGAAAAUGUUGGUUAUGAUUACGGAGGAGGAGCUGUUUUGAGAAUGUGGGAAGGCGAGCUUUUCUGUGACUCUCUUGAGGACCGUCGCAUCGCUAUUCAAUCCCUUUGCUGCCCAUGGUACAGAUUUGGGAAGAAUAUGAAACGUGCUGGUUUUGGUUCCUGCUUUGUUCAGGGUUCUAUUUAUUUGAUUCUCAGUCUUGUUGCUCUCCUAAGCAUGCUAGCAUUCAUUGUCACAAAGAAGCACUGCUUUCUCUACAUAGGCGGUGGUUUUAUAAUCUCAGUUGGAUUAUAUUUGGGUUAUCACCGCACAAAAAUGAGAAACAAGUUCAAUAUCAGAGGCGAUAGUUCUUUGGAUGAUUGCAUCUUCCAUUUGACCUGUCCAUGUUGCACCUUAUCUCAGGAAGCUAGAACAUUAGAGAUGAACAAUGUCCAAGAUGGCAUUUGGCAUGGUAGAGGUGAUACCAUAUGCAUAGGAAGUUAUUCUGAACUUGGCAAGACUCCGUUGGAACUAAGUCCGCCUGCUAUUGUGUCUACAAAGUCUCCUGAACCAUAAACUCUGCAAGGUUCAGAACGCAACACAGAAUGAAAAUACGCUUAGUAGUCAAUUCUAGAGUAGAGCAUCCUUCACAUUGUUCUUUCCCUUGAAAAGUUAAGCCUACAAGCAAGGAUCUGAAUUAGGAAAUUCUUUUUCCAGAAAGGAAGAAUUUCAUUUAACUUGCCUAUGAUCAAAAGGGGAAGAAUCCCAUAUAGGUUAUCGCUAUGUAAUGUUAAGGCACAGAAUGCCUGCUGGGUUUUAGGAAGCAAAAGGCAUUUUCCAGCAUCAAAGUGGCAAAUGCUUCAGAAAGAUUUGCUUCCACUUUCAAAGAUGUAUUGCAAAUAUGAAACUUGCAAGCAUAUGUAAAAUAUGUAGUAUAGGCAAUUGCUUCCAAAAAGAAUGAGGGAGGCAGUUGCUUAUUGAUCACCUAGUACCAAGUCCAUUUUCUUUUUAGAAUAGCACAAGCUUUCGUGUGUAUAUAUUCCAUUGAAUCAUAGAAUAAGAGAUUCUACUUGUCUCUUGAAUUAAAUUAUUGGGGAAAAAGAAUUUUCUUCUUGA